This is a messenger RNA of Oldenlandia corymbosa var. corymbosa, 4972 nucleotides long. The record is from the annotation of a GenBank genome assembly. NCBI's taxonomy places the organism in Eukaryota, Viridiplantae, Streptophyta, Magnoliopsida, Gentianales, Rubiaceae.
GCCAAAUUGUAAUACGUGGUUUGAUUAUAAGACACUAUGUACAUUAAGCGCAUUACAAAAUUUCAUUUUUAUAUUGGUAAUUUCAAAUUCGAUCUUAAGACCAAAUAAAACUCAAGUACUAAGGUCUCUUACGUUAGUGUCAGCAAAUCUCCCGUAAUCUCACUUUUACGAGCCAGAGACAGUUAAGUAGUUAACAGCCACCAUUUGGCGCCAUAUUCUCAGGGAAAUUCAGUUAAGAAUUCUACUUUUAGAUCCAAAACUCACAGGCACACACACUUCUCCCUCUGAAUUAGGCUUGAGCUUUCUUGUCCUCAUGACUUAUAACUGAAAAAACAUCAAACCAAUAACUUUCUCUACUUUCUUUCCAAUUUUGCUCCAAACCUUCACAUGGAAGUUGUUGACCUUCAUUCCUCCAACACCCAUUUAAAGUAGCCAAUAAAAGUUUCCCAGGUUUUUUGUGCAAAAUUCCAAUCUUUGAUAAAAACAAAACCCCUUUCCUCAGUACUAUAAAUAACCAGCAAAUGUGUGACACGUUUUUAUUCAUCAAAACAAGCUCAUUUAUUCACGCUGAGAACUGAGUUUUCCAAGAAAUAAUGGCAUUCUUCACAAGAAGAGAUAAUAGUUUCAGACUUAUUAUCACAAUCUUCAUUAUCUGUCUUCAUUGUGAAAAUCAUCUAGCUUCUUCAGCAGGUUCAUCCACAGGAUUUGUUCAAACCAGAGGAACCCGAUUCAUCUUAAACGGCUCUCCUUUCUUAUUCAAUGGAUUCAACUCUUAUUGGAUGAUGCGAGUUGCUACUCAGCCAAGCCAAAGGUACAAGGUUUCCAAUGUAUAUCGAGAGGCCACGGCUGCAGGACUCACUGUUUGCCGGACGUGGGCAUUCAGUGAUGGUGGCGAUCAGGCCCUUCAGAUGUCUCCUGGAGUAUACGAUGAACGUGUCUUCCAGGCACUUGAUUUUGUGAUAUCCGAAGCAAGAAAGUAUGGUGUGCGGUUAAUCCUUAGUCUGAGCAACAACUACAAAGAUUAUGGAGGAAGGCCUCAGUAUGUGAAAUGGGCAAGAGAUGCCGGGGUGCAUGUCAAUAGUGAUGAUGAUUUCUAUACUAAUAAUGUGGUCAAGACAUAUUACAAGAAUCAUAUCAAAAAAGUGUUAACGAGAAUCAACACAAUCACUCGCAUUGCAUACAAAGAUGAUCCUACUAUCAUGGCUUGGGAACUUAUCAACGAACCUCGUUGCCAACAAGAUUUGUCCGGAAAAACUUUAACGAUUUGGGUUAAAGAAAUGGCGAGCUAUGUUAAGUCACUUGAUAAUAAGCACCUCGUGGAGAUAGGGAUGGAAGGUUUUUAUGGAGACUCAAUGCCAAACAAGAAGCAAUACAACCCAGGAUACCAAGUGGGCACAGAUUUUAUUAGCAACAACCAGAUUAAAGAGGUUGAUUUUACAACCAUUCAUGCAUAUCCUGAUAUUUGGCUAUCCAAGAAGAAUGAUAAUGAACAGAUGAUAUUCAUGAGAAGGUGGAUAACGAGUCAUGGUACAGACUCAAGUACAAUACUGAAAAAACCUUUGAUUUUAACUGAAUUUGGCAAAUCAAGUAAAGAUCCAGGAUACCAACUCAGUGCAAGGGACACAUAUAUGAAUGCAGUUUACCAUAACAUCUAUACCUCGGCAAGAAGUGGAGGACUUGCUGGUGGUUUGGUUUGGCAGAUCCUGGCUGAGAGAAUGGAACCAUUCGAUGAUGGCUAUGAGAUUGUCUUGUCUCAAGAUCCAUCCACUACCCGUAUCAUAGCACAACAGUCACGCCAAAUGGCUUCACUUGAACAUACAAUGAGCAAAUAACGACCAGCAGCACCUCUGGAAGACACAAGCAACAAAUUGCAAAAGAGCUGGAACUGGUCUUCCUUCUUCUUCAUCUUGAGGAAGAAAAAAAACAUUGGAAGCAUGCAACUCUUCUUAGCAGUACAGUCGAUACUUGUAGCAUUGUGAUUUGAGCCUCAUUAUGAUUCAUAAUGAGAGCGAAAGUAGAUCCAACAUUUUCUAAUGAUAUUGAGUAUUCCUACCUUCAGUACUUCUAAUGAUAUUGAAUAUUCCUACCUUCAGUUUCCCAAAGACAGAACAUGCCCAUCUCAAUUCUUGAGUGAGUGAAGAGACAAAUAACUUGCAGAAAAGCCAUCACAUCCGGUUUAGAAACAAAUAUCAAGAGGGUGCAAGGAGAAAUUGCUUGUACUCUUGCUCACUGACUGCUGAUAGUUUAAAACUCAUUAAAACUCCUUACAUGCACAAAUUUUCCCCAAAAAAUAAGUCAUUGAUUUGCUCAUCUGAACUCUUCCAGCAACCUCCUACCAAUCAUUUAUAAUGAAUGUAGGCAAGGCAAAGUGUGAAACAUGUAGAUGCCUGUUCACUAAUUCAAGGGUUAAUGUUUAACACCUCAAUUCACAUUGCUGACCAGGAUGCUUUACUUUUUAACUUAUUCUCCAGAGACCUAUUGGGUGCACAUCUUCAAGGCUUCUUUCGGAAUUAUAAGAAUCAAAGAGCUACAAGAGUUCAGGAACACCCAGCCAGGCAGGUACAAAGGACACUUGAAAAUUACAUUCUUUACAGCAAACCACGAUUAUCUACACUACAACUUAUUCGCCACCAAUUUUGCAUUUUCAACCAGGCAAAGGCAAAAGGGUAGAGCCUUUUGCCCUUAACUUCCUUUCCAAACCAAAAAACUUCAAGCCACACAAAACUAAGUCGGCUGUUUUCUUUUUCAUAUGUUCAAUAAGUAACUCAUCAUAAACAAUCACUUCAGCUUCAGAGAGAAGUUUGACUCCUCUUAAACUUGCAAAAACUUUCCUUGCUUCUUCAAUAGUUCCGUGCUGGCACAUUCCAAAUAUUAUGGCUGAAUAUAUAACAUUAUCAGGAGAGCAGCCAUGUUCUAUCAUUUCAUCAAUAACUUCAAUUACUUUCUGGGCAUCAUUUACCUUACAAACAUGGAUUAUAGUUAGGGUAUACUUAAACUUCAAAGGUCCAUUUACAACAUUAGCUAAGCAGUCGCGAAUCAGCAUCAUGGCAGCAUCGAUCUCCCCAGCUUUGCAAAGGCCAUCUACAAGAGAAGAGUAAGCGGCAACUGAAGGACAUGAGGACAUCUCAAUGAGAGUGUUAUAGCAUAUGCAUGCAUCAUUUACACUGCCACUCUCAACGUAACUUUGUAUGGCAUUACUAUAAGUUACUGUAUCAGGUUCAAGAUUUGAACUCUUAAGUUCAUGAAAGAGUGACAAUGCCUUUCUCACCUCCCCAGUUUUGUUCAAAGCCUCUAUAAGGAUAUUGUAAACUGAAACAAAGAGAUAAUUUUUUAACUUCAAGUGUUCAAACAAAUCUAAAGCCACCAUUAGCGAAGACUUCUCUACCAUAGAAGAGAAAAGUUCAGUUAAAAGAUCCAGAAUAGAAAAAUUCAAACUUUUCAUUUGCUCAAGCAAUCUGCAGAAGUCAUCCAUUCUAUUUGACUCGGCAAAAGAGACCAUUAUAGGCUUGACAGUGCUAAAGUUAGGCUGCAGAUCCUCUUGAAUGGUAACUUGGAAAAGCUUGUAAGCUCUAUCUACCAGUUGUGCACCACAUAAACCCUCAAUGAGAGAGUUAUAUAUUGUCACGUCUGCCCUAUAUCCAGAUUCCAUUAAAUCUUUCAACAUAUCACAAGCUGAACCAACCUUCCCAUUUGCCACAAAUGCCGCAAUCAAUGAUCCGUAGAUAGCCCUAUCUAUCAAGUAGUUACUAUGCUUCAUUUCCUCAAAUAACUGAAAAGCCUUUUCAACUUGAUUCCCUUUGCACAACCCUAUCACUAGAGUUUUAUAAGCCAUAACAUCUGGCUCCACUCCAUCCUUUUGCAUUUCAUCCCAAAUCUUUAAACACCCUUCUAAGUUUCCAUCAGUAGCCAGUAUUUUAACCAUUGCUGUAUAAGCAAAUACAUCUGGUUUGCAUACGUUCUUUCUCAUGCAGCUCAGAAGCUCAAGUACUUCAUCCAUCCGUCCAGACUUGCACAAACCCUUGAUCAAUAUCAUAAAGGUAACACUAUCCUCUCUUAAACCAUCCUCCUUGAAAUCAUUAUAGACACACAAGGCCAAAUCAAGGUGAUCAGUUUUGACAAGGGCAUCCAUUAUUCUGUUGUACAGAAACACCCUUGGUUUAAUGUCAAAUUUCUUCAUUUUCUCAUACACAUAGUACACCCUAAGUCCCCUAUUUGCAUCAGCAUGCAUUCUUAUUAAGAUUUCAAACUGUUGCUCGCUAGGAGCCUUCCCUUGCAUAUGCAUCAAUUCGGGUACCUGGUCAGCCAUCCGAAAUUGGUUCUUCCGGUUCAAGCAAUAGGCAAGGGCAUUGUAGGAAGCGAAAUCAUGCCUAUAACCCUUUUGCUUACCUAUUCAUGUUGACAUAAACGGCAAAAAAAUCUUUAAUAGGAAGACCCAAAAAGGAGAAAACAGAAACCAGUCAUUAAUAACAAAACUCAGUAUACCUAAAAGAGUUUAGUACUCUUAAUGUCCUAAACGGCGUAGGUAGUACAGGCACAGGACUCUGUGGCAUAUGCAAAAUAGAUGGACAUGGUUAUGUACACACAGAAUAGCAGCUUGAGGCACAAAAAAAAAAAAUAAAAAAUGAAGGACCACAAUUCAUGCAUCUUCUCUCAACAGAAUAGAGUAUGAGACCUAAAUAAUGAGCCCGUAUGUGAUAAUCAACACGAAAAUGUCAUAGGCCUCCAUAACAUUUGUCACAUAAACAAUUACAUUUCCAAUUCAACUAAACAAGUCUGACAAUCAUUUGAAUGGUUACAAUUUCCAACAGCAAACAAAACAAGACCCAAAUCCAAAAUGCAAUUGAUACAUACAUGCACAUAGCAAAUUCUUUGAUCAAGAAUAAAAAGCAAAUCAGAAUUUCGUACCAGCCCAGUGGAAGAGCUUAGUGGACAGUCUAGAAUCAAUAUCAGGGACUUUAAGGACCUCCGCCAC